This is a messenger RNA of Emiliania huxleyi CCMP1516, 1275 nucleotides long. RefSeq lists its product as hypothetical. The transcript is spliced from 3 exons. Lineage: Eukaryota; Haptophyta; Isochrysidales; Noelaerhabdaceae. Bases 1 to 1275 code for a protein of 424 amino acids. The record is from RefSeq and is a predicted model, not a curated record.
AUGAGCAACGGCGCGCCGAGUGCGGACGCGAAGAGUUGCGAUGGCAGGGCGAGUCGCGACGGCGGUCGCGAUCACACGAUGAGCCGCGGCGUGAUGAGCUGCGACGGUGCGACGAGCAUUGGCAAGGCGAGCAAUGGCCGCACCAUGAUGGGCGGCAUGACGAGCGGCGCGGCUAUAACGACUCUUGGUGCAGUGAUCGCGAGCAGCGAAGACACGCUGAGCCACAAUUGCCCGCUGAGCGAUGGCACGACGAGCCAUUGCGCGGCGAGCAACGGCCGCAUCAUGACGGGCGGCAACACGAUCGGCGCGGUUACAACAGCUCUUGGUGCGGAGGUCGCGAGCAGCGAUGGCACGCUCAGCCACAAUGGCCCAAUGAGCGAUGGCACGAUGAGCCAUGGCGAGGCGAGCAACGGCCGCAUCAUGACGGGCGGCAUGACGAGCGGCGCGGCUACGACGCUCGGGGCAGAGGCGAGCGCGAGCGCGACUGGCACGAUCGGCGCGAUGACCGGCGCGAUGACCGGCGCGGCGAGGGGCAACCUCAGCACAGCGGUCGCCGGGAGCGACCGCCGAUGCACGGGGCGCAAGGACGCGACGCACGAAUGUGCAAUGAUCGCUCCUUCUCUGUCCGCUGCGCCGACAGUGAUCAGUACGAGCUUGAACCACAUCCACGCCGCGAACCUGUGGAACAAACUGGGCAAGCAGCGCGUCGAGCGGCGGCACGAGGAGCGGCUUGAGCAGCUGGCGCUGCUUGCCGACUGCUCGCGCGUGAUCAGCGACUCGCUCGCGCGGGAUCCGUCUAGCUGGAGCGUCGGGAACCGCUCUCAGCUUCACCAGUGGCAGCUCUGGCUUUCUCUGGAACGCGGGGCAGACGGGCAGCAGCAUCUUCUCCCCGCCUCUGAGCGCCAGCUUUGCCGCGACGCUAUGGUGGCGACCAUAGCUCGGCCGUCAGGCUUGCAGCGCUCGGUAGCGGAUGCCCUCGCCGACGUCCAGGUCGGCUUCGAGGAGGAGCAUCUCGAGCCGCGCACUGGCUACUCGCUCGACCUGGCGCUGCCCUCGUCACGCGUCGCGGUCGAGGUGGACGGCCCCUUUCACUUCCUGCUGCCCGACGGCCGGGGCUUGCGCAGACCCAAUGGGCCAACGCUGCUCAAGCGGCGCCUCCUCGCGGCGGCUGGCUGGAGGGUGAUCAGCGUUCCAUUCUACGAGUGGGACGGCUUCGCGACGGCCAAGGAGCGGCAAACCUACCUGCAGGGGGCGGUCGCCCCGCUGUUGGGCUAG